This is a messenger RNA of Pelobates fuscus (common spadefoot toad), 1683 nucleotides long. It is a transcript of the gene ABRAXAS1, whose product is annotated as abraxas 1, BRCA1 A complex subunit. The transcript has 9 exons. The record is from RefSeq and is a predicted model, not a curated record. Bases 237 to 1460 code for a protein of 407 amino acids. Gene Ontology annotation, cellular component: nucleus. Gene Ontology annotation, biological process: protein K63-linked deubiquitination; mitotic spindle assembly; attachment of spindle microtubules to kinetochore. NCBI's taxonomy places the organism in Eukaryota, Metazoa, Chordata, Amphibia, Anura, Pelobatidae. Gene Ontology annotation, molecular function: polyubiquitin modification-dependent protein binding; microtubule binding.
CCCAGCAGAGGUCUCUGUGUGUCUGGCAAUGUGCUCUCUGCAGGCUGGCUCUCUGUCCGCUCUCCUCUCUGUGUGUGAGUCUGGCUUCCUGCUUCUAACGCGCACUCACAGCCCCAUGUGUUCAGGCUGUUAGAGAGAGUUUCAGUUCGAGAAGCUCGCAGUGUGCAGCGCUCUCCCAGCACUUCUUACUGCUUAGUACAUGUUCCCUGCCCGGGGUGGCUGGCUGUAGUGUGAGUAUGGAAGGAGAGAGCACCACCGCGCUCAUCAAUGGCUUUGUAUUUGGCGCCCUCGCCUUCCACCAUCUCAACUCCCCAGCAGACACUGAAGGAUUUCUUCUCGGAGAGGUGAAAGGAGAAGCAAAGAAUAGCAUCACGGACUCCCAAAUGGAUGAUGUUGAAGUUGUUUAUACAAUAGAUAUACAGAAGCAUGUGCCAUGUUACCAACCAUUAAGUUUUUACAGUGCAAGUGGGGAACUCAACAAGUCAGCAUUAAAGAAAUUUCUUCCAGACCAUAAAAAAGACGUGAUUGGAUGGUACAGAUUUCGGCACAACACACAUCAGAUCAUGACAUAUAGGGAGAGGCUUAUCCAUAAGAACCUGCAAGAAUAUCUGUCAAACUCGGGGCUUGUGUUUUUAUUAUUCACAUCAAGUUCAACAACAGAGACAAAGUCUACUCAUCGUAUGGAGUAUGCUUUACAUAAACCACAAGAGAGUCUCUUUCACAGAGUGCCGCUGGUAGUUUCCAACCUCGGUAUGUCAGAACAGCAGGGAUACAAAUCUUUGUCUGGAGCGUGUGUUUCUGUUGGUUUUAACCAGGCGGUUAACAAGCACAGAUUGGAAUUCUUUAAUGAAGAUGACACCUUAAAAGAAGUAAAUAAAAUAAAUGAUAUGUACGUGAGUCUUCAGGAAGCAUUAAAGACAACAUGCAGUAAAGUGCUGGAAAGUGAGAGAUCGGUGGAACAACUUCUGCAGGAAGUGAAUGACCUAAAAAAGCAAAUCGCUGAAAGAAAAAAGCGCUCUACGAUGUCUGGGGAUGAGAAAAUUGCAGACAACCCUCAGGAAAAUGUUAUUUUGUGCCAAGCCCUACGCAAUUUUUUUCCUAACUCUGCCCUUUUACAAAGUUGUCGACUUUCAUUGAAUGGAAGGCAAAUCCCACAUAGCUGCAGCAUCAACCAUGACCUCUGUGAGGUGAAUAAACUUACUUUAAUGAUCAAAGAAAGUGACUUCUCAGAAACCCGAUCAAGAAAGUCUGCCAAACGAAAGUUACUGUCUAAUCACGACGUAGCAAGGGCACUGAAGUCGUCCAGGCUACACCUGCUGCGGAAGACACGUAGUGGCAGAGUAGUGGGUGAGAGCAGUGACAAUAACAGAAUGUUGCUCAACAGCGGCACAGAAACAGAGGAUGAUAAUUCUGAGAAUUUAACCACAGAAUACUCUGCACCACACUCACCCACAUUUUAAGUUUAUAUAUAGUCUUUUGUUUGAUAAAUUGAUGAAGAUUGUGGUGGUCUGUCAAAAACUGAUGUAUUAAAGGUUUUAGGUGCGUUUUGGCACAUGUUAUGAACCUUUCAUUACAAGGGCUGUUUUGUACGAUGAGAACAGGAGCGUUUUUUCUUUUAACAUUUUUGUUAUGUCUUUAUUCAUUGUUAAUUUCCCUCUUAUUCAGUGCACAAACAUAUAUUGC